AUGCCUAGUGCCAUCGCCCGUUCGACGCGCGGAACGCGCAGCAAGCUGGCUUCGCCUUCCGACGACAAACAAUCACCCAAGACAGUCGCCACCCUCACCCCGCGUUCCACCAACAUCGAGGUCGUCCUCCCCUCGAGGAAAAGGAAGGUUCAGGAUGACUCGGUGCCCACAGCCAAGAAGCUCCGGAGCGAGUCGGCAGUGCAGUCGACUACGCCUGUCACCCCUCUCGCACAGGCGCUGAGGAAGGUGAGCUUCGCCGACCCGGAGACGCCGCCGGCCAAGCCGAGGCCGAACCGGAAAGUGGCGCCGGUGCCGGCCCGUCUGGCGGCGACUCCAUCCAGCUGUGCGACUCUGCCGGCCAGCCGGAAGCGCCGUUGCGAGUCGGACGAAACCAGCCAGACCGAGGCGCUGCUGGAGCGCCUGAACCUCGAGUCACCUUCCGCCUAUAAGCGGAAGAAGACGACGGUCCACCGUCGCACACCGCCCGACGAAUUCUUCGACCUGCCCCAGGAGCUCAACGACCUCCUGAACCUGCAUGUCGCCUUCCUGCGGACUCUCGACAUGCAGUAUGCCCACAGCGGCAGAACCACGCCGGUCGACCUGGAGGCCCUCUACCCCAGCGUCACCCGCGCCUGGGGCAAGCGAAUGGUGGGGCUUGUCGACAUCCAGCGGUGCGUUGGCGUGCUCUCGUGGGACCCCGUCAAGAGCGAGACGGCCAAGGCGCCGUACUUCCUCUGCGACUAUGGCCGCGACAAGAUCUGCCUCGAGUUCCACCCGGACGCCGAGCCCGGCCCGCUGCGCCAGCACAAGCUGAACAUGGACUUCGAGGCCAACCUGCGCACGCUCUGGCUCAACAGCAACGGGGAGCCGGCAAGCAUCUUCAUCGGCUCGCUCCCCAAGGCACCCAUUAAACGGAGCGCAUCCGCAACAGCCGCCACCAAAUCCGCUCAGCGCAGCAGCCAAACCACACUGGAUUCCUUCAAGAAGUCCAUCGCGCAGAAGAAGAAGGAACAAGAACAAGAACAACAGAAACAAGAACAAGCCGCGCCCCUUACCCCACCACAAACCCCCAAGGGUGACCAGAAGAAGAUGUCCCUGCUAGACCGCAUCCGGCACAAGGAACAACAGGCCCUGUCGCAGGGCAGCUCGGCCCCGACGCCAGCCGAGCUCCAGCGCCGCGCCGCGCUGCAGCGCGCGUCCGACGUGGCCGCCGUGAUCGGCAUGUUGUGCAAGGCGACGACCAGCAGCCAGGCCGCGCGCGUGUCCUUCCCCAUGGCCGCGCUGCUGGGCAAGCUCCGGGACUCGGUGCGCACGCCCAUCUCGCAGGAGGACGGCGAGUGCUGCGUGCGGCUGCUGGCCGGCGAGGUGGCGCCCGAGUGGCUGAGGGUUCUGAGCGUCGGCGGGCGGGUCAAUGUGUUGGUGAUGGUGGCGGCGCAGCCGAGUAAGGCCGCCCUGGAGGAGCGGGUGGCUUCCUUGCUUGGGUAA
Messenger RNA from Chaetomium strumarium, 1485 nucleotides. RefSeq lists its product as uncharacterized. The record is from RefSeq and is a predicted model, not a curated record. The transcript has a single exon. Bases 1 to 1485 code for a protein of 494 amino acids. Lineage: Eukaryota; Fungi; Ascomycota; Sordariomycetes; Sordariales; Chaetomiaceae.